AUGGCCUCCAAGAAACCUGCCGAUCGUCCGGUCCCCGCAGCCGAGGACGCCGACGUCGCCACCCCGGUACGCUUCGACUCCGAUGCCGACGAGAAGCGCAUUGCGGACGUCAACAGCAGCCCCUCCGGAGAUCCUGUCGAGAUCAGGGACUUUCCCUGGACUUGGAAGCUGACCGCCCUCGUAUGCGGUGUUGCGUUGUCCUGGGGCUCGUCGUUCUCCGAGAACACUCUCGGACCUCUCAAGAGCACAUUGAUCAAGCAGCUUGACAUCAACAACUCACAGUAUGGUGCCAUCUCUUCGGCCACCUCACUCGUGAACACGAUUCUUCCGAUUCUCGGCGGAUACGGGCUGGAUCAUUAUGGCGUCGAAUGGGGUUCGCUGGCUUGUUCGGUCGCAAUCUUCAUCGGCGCUGUCGUGUCAGCGGCUGGUUCUAAUAACGAUUCUUUCACUUUGGUUGUGACGGGCCGAGUGAUUAUGGGCUUCGGAAGUACUGUCAUUGAGACUUGCACGUCAAAGAUGUUGACGGCGUCUGUUGCAGGAAAGCUCAUCGUUCUCAUCGCCAAGGCCACCGCGGUUCCCAUGCGAGAUGCGUCAUCAUUCUGGGGGUGGGCCCUGUGGAUUCCCGCCAUCGUCUGUUUCGCCAACCUCAUUCAAAACAUCUUCUACGUCUGGUGGGCCCGAAGCCGGCCCGAGUGGACUCAAAUGCCCACCGGCCAAAAGCUCGCCAUGGAGAUCAGAUCCCGCGAGCGCGCACAGCGCGAGCAGAACAACGAGGUUGCAACUUUCAGGACUAGAGCAACAGCCCGUACCUUGAGUGCCCUCCCUAAUUGGGCAGCUCUGCUUCGUGUUCCUCGCUUCUUCUGGUUGGUUGCUUGCACCCAGAUUCUACAAGCUGGUGUUGUUGGUGGCUUCAACGGCCUCAACGCCGACAUCAUCACCCAAACUCGAGGCUCCACUGCUCAGCUUGCCGGUUACACCUCCGCCGUCCAGCAGGUGAUCCCUGUUGUGUGUGCACCUCUAAUCGGGUCUUUCUUCGACUAUGUGGGUUACCGCAUGAUGUUUGUCAGUCUUACGUCGGCCAUCUGGAUUCUGGUCUACUGCCUUAUCGGUUACACCCAGACCAACGCACUUGGAUCGAUGGUCAUCGCUUCUGUGGCAUCAACUAUGAACGCCCUGCCCUUCUUGGCAUCCAUCCCACUAAUCGUGCCGAACCAACUCGAGCUUGGGCUUGUAUUUGGUAUUUGGAAGGUUUUCAACAAUAGUGGAAGUGUCAUAGUUGACAUGAUUGCUGGCAGGCUGCAAGACAUUACGCCUGGAGGAACAUACGAGCGCGUCAUUGCCUUCUUUGUUGCCGUGAAGGGCCUGGAGUUUUGCCUAGGGCUGUUCUAUGGAGUUCUUGACCGCAGAUACCUGGCAGGCAUUCUUAGCAUCAGCAAUAAGAAGCGCAUGGAUAUCGAAAAAGAAGGAAAACUGGGAGACCUCGUCGGCAGAAGGCCUGCCAGGUCGUUCACGGCCGUGGGAAUUGCCCUGGUCUGCUCUCUGAUCAUCAUAGCCUGGGUUUUGUUCAUCAAGUACUCCAUUUGA
Colletotrichum chrysophilum is the source of this 1584-nucleotide messenger RNA. RefSeq lists its product as uncharacterized. Gene Ontology annotation, biological process: transmembrane transport. The coding region runs from base 1 to 1584 and encodes 527 amino acids. The transcript has 4 exons. NCBI's taxonomy places the organism in Eukaryota, Fungi, Ascomycota, Sordariomycetes, Glomerellales, Glomerellaceae. The record is from RefSeq and is a predicted model, not a curated record. Gene Ontology annotation, molecular function: transmembrane transporter activity.